AUGCAGCUCGAUCCCCAAGUUGUGGUAUCACGCAUCUUAAGCUGCAACACGCACUACGAGGUGCUCAAACUAGGCCUACCCGAUCACGCCCCAGUCUUUGUGGAUGCUCAGCAAGUGCGCAGACGCUACAAGGAGCUAGCAAUCCGUGUCCAUCCAGACAAGAACCCCACUGCUGAUGCUGAGGCAGCGUUCAAGCGACUGAGUGAAGCCUACGAGUGUCUGGUGGACGAAGCCUCGCAGCGUAAUUAUUUGCAACGCUUGCGCGCUCAUCAACAGGAUAGUAGAACGAAAUCUGCAAAACAAAAGUGCAAGUACAAGCGGAAACGAAAGACACAGUCGGAACCAAAAACUGACAAAGGACCGAGUUUACCUAAGCGCCGACGGACUCCAGAAGAAAUCUGGCAGGAGUUUCAACGACAAGAGGAGGAAUUAGCUCGGCAGCAAUUCCAUGCUAAAGGCAGCAGAAUAUUUUGGAUUCCAAUCUGGACGCAAAGGCGGGUAACUGGGCCACGUGGAGCAAACCGACUUCAAACCGGAUAA
This is a messenger RNA of Phytophthora infestans T30-4, 540 nucleotides long. RefSeq lists its product as uncharacterized. NCBI's taxonomy places the organism in Eukaryota, Oomycota, Peronosporomycetes, Peronosporales, Peronosporaceae. The record is from RefSeq and is a predicted model, not a curated record. Bases 1 to 540 code for a protein of 179 amino acids. The transcript has 3 exons.